UUAUUUUCAAAUUAAAAAAUUGAGAAUUUUUAAAAAGUGUGAACAUUUGCAGUUUUUUAAUGGAAUCGAAUAGUUAUCUAUAUUGAUAUUUAUUGUGAAUAUGCAUAUACAUGCACCGCCAUUUUUACCUUGACGUUUCAGAUAAAAUUUUGUUUAGAUUUAAUGAAAUCAAAUUAGUGUGCAGGCCUACACAUGCAAAGCAACAAUGGAGCAAGAGCAUCGGACAAAAAUUUUAAGCAAUAUCGACCGACUAGUUAAAUUUACCAAAUAUGAUAUUCUCGUAAGGGCCUGUCUUGAUCAUCAGCUAUUGUUCAGAGUGAUGGUUGAUAAAAUUCAGUUGGCACCAACCGAAGAGGCCCGUCACAAACAAUUGUUCGAAAAAAUAACACAUCGUGGACCAAAGGCAUACGAAGUACUGUUGCAUAUACUCCAAUUGCAUUUUCCUGAUGCAUACGAAAUAUUAACCCAUGUAUCAUAUCGUACACGAUAUGACAAUGAAGAGCCCAGCAUUCGACAACUUAAAAGUGGGCUCAUCCAUCAAGCCACAAAUCAUGUGGCAAAUACUCAUGUUAACAAUCAUGUUAACAACAACAAUAACCAUAAUUUUAAUAACACCACCAACAACAACAACAACAAUAAUAAUAAUGAUAUUCAUUACAAUGCAAUGCCAUCCACAUCGACAUCCAUAUCGCCGAGAAUUCGAGAACUGUCUAAUCAAUUAAUUCAGUCCAGCCUAGGAAAUAAUCUUAAGUUACCACCUCGAAAACCACAAAUUGUAGAAUUUAAGGAACAAAUCAACGCUGAACUACAAAUGCCAGUGAAAUUUUCAACCGAAUUCCAUGGCGAAAGUACAUCCAAAGUCGGCAUUUAUCCAAUGCAUUCGGAAAAACGAGGAAUACUGAUAAUUGUAAAUAAUAUACACUUUAGGAAUCAAUAUCGCAGGCGGAAUGGUGCUGAAACAGAUCGAGACAAUCUCGUAUAUGUAUUUCGUCAAAUGGGAUUUUUUAUAUGUGUGCAAGAAGAUUUAACAAAAUCUGAAUUUUUGGACUUUUUAAAAAAUAUCAUUCAGUUUAAGGAGAUUCAAGACUACGACUGUUUUGUAUUUGCUGUACUUAGUCACGGUGAACAGAAUGAAGUGGAAUUUGUGGACGGAGCAAAAAUGGAUGUUGAAGAUAUUUUGACGAAAUUUAAUAACUUCAAUUGCCAAUCGUUGCUCGGAAAGCCAAAGAUAUUUCUCUUCCCAUUUUGCAGGGGGCCACUGGCCGAUCAUGGAGUGAUACGAAAAACACUUGAACGCGAGAUAACCGGUAAUCUUGCUGAAGGAAUAAAUGUGCCAACAUUUUACGAUAUGAAGGUAUGCUACUCAACACUGCCUGCUAUAACUGCGUCACGUGAUCCAGUGGAAGGUUCAUGGUCUUCAUUAUCAGAAAAUGAAGGGAUUCAACGCAUAACUGAAAGUGAUAGUCGAGUCACAUUAACUGAGCCUGACCCGAGUCCGAGUCCAAGUACAAAACGAGAGAGCAUUGCCACAUUUUAUGAUAUGAAAAUAUGCUAUUCAACGGUAUCCGGUUAUAAUGCAUUCCGUGAUCCGGUCGAAGGUUCCUGGUACGUUCAAAUUUUGUGUAAAGUAUUGGCUGAACAUGCACACGAUACACAUCUUGAGGAUUUACUUAAAAUAAUCGGCGAACAAAUGAACACCAAACGCACGGAACGUGACCAUUUGCAAACGGUGAGCAACGAGGAUCGUGGCUUCAACAAAAAUUUGUAUUUUAAUCCGGGAUUUUAUGGCUGCGAUAACCAAUGAGCAAUAAUUAUGUUUGCAUUUAAUAUAUUUUUUUUUUGUUCUGAUCUUUAUUCCUUUUUUUGACUUUUAAAUAGC
Molecule: messenger RNA, 1879 nt
Organism: Contarinia nasturtii (swede midge)
Lineage: Eukaryota; Metazoa; Arthropoda; Insecta; Diptera; Cecidomyiidae
Gene: Dronc
Product: caspase Dronc
Exons: 8
Coding region: 206-1804 (532 amino acids)
Biological process (GO): regulation of apoptotic process; proteolysis
Molecular function (GO): cysteine-type endopeptidase activity
Source: RefSeq, a predicted model, not a curated record